AUGAAUGCGUGGGAAAUAUGUUGGGUCUUCCUGCCCAUUUUGUCUUUACUGGCCGAUGCCUUUGACGGAAAUGUUCGAUUUGAGAAUGCCUGGCUGACGUUCGACAUUUUAGUGACGCCGUUCGAUGUGGUUAAAGUGCGGUUGCAGAUGCAGAACCACGUCAUAUUACCGGGACGCUGUUUUAUCUACAACAACGGCUUGAUGGAACAUAUUUGCACGUGUACUGUGCGUGAGCAUGUCGGUAUCCCUCGGUUCCAGGUGUACAAACCGGGUCAUUUUUCAGGAACACUUGACGCGUUUGUGAAAAUAACCCGAAACGAAGGAGUGUUUUCAUUGUGGAGAGGUUUACCUCCUACGCUACUGAUGGCUGCCCCGGCGACAGUAUGCUAUUACACGUUGUACGACAACUUCAACCACUUUCUGAAAGAACAGAUCGGCCCUCGAAUAUGGACCCCGUUCGUCGCAGGAAGUAGUGCAAGAAUCGUUUCCGUAACUCUCAUCAGCCCAUUGGAAAUGAUCCGCACAAACUUACAGUCAAGCAAAUCCUAUUCAGACAUAGUUCGUGAGCUACGGCAUUUGAUCAGGCGUGAAGGCUUCAAGUCGCUGUGGCUUGGAUUGGGUCCUUCUUUACUGCGCGAUGUCCCAUUUUCAGCCUUAUACUGGAUGAACUUUGAACUGCUCAAGCAAAAGGCACUUACCGUGUUGAAUAGAAAAGAAACGAAUUUUUUCAUCAGUUUCGUCAGCGGAGCAGUGUGCGGUUCGAUAUCUGCUUUGGUAACAUGCCCGUUUGACGUCGUGAAGACUCGGCGACAGGUGGAAAUUGCGGAAAAGAACAUGACUCAUGGCAACACUGCUCAAGUGACCUCGACUUGGUUGUUCAUGCUGAAGUUGUACCGUGAAAAUGGCAUGCGUGCACUUUUUGCCGGAGUCAUACCGCGGCUGUGUAAAGUGACACCUGCCUGCGCGAUAAUGAUCGGCACCUACGACUACUGUAAGUUGCUGUUCACGAAAUCCAAUCAGGCUUGGACCGCCUGUGCCACUUGCUUAGAAUCAACAUGA
Messenger RNA from Soboliphyme baturini, 1059 nucleotides. NCBI's taxonomy places the organism in Eukaryota, Metazoa, Nematoda, Enoplea, Dioctophymatida, Soboliphymatidae. The record is from the annotation of a GenBank genome assembly.